CACCCCCAUCUCUGUUUACCGGUAUAAGCGAGUUCCUCUGGAGUCUGUCAGGCAUUCAUUCAAACUGAGAAGUUUCUCGAUUCCAUAAGGCGGUUUUUUUCUCUCCAUAUCGACUCACUUUGUCGCAAGUAUCAUUUUUCUGUAGUCGCGUUAUUUUAUUUUAUUUUUUUUAAAUUAAGGGCAGGUUUUUUGAGCGGGUUACAUUUCAUAAUCCGUUUAAGUUUUUCUUUAUCCCGCCCGCGCUGUCUUAACGUCUGUGUGCGCGCGCUAAUUAGCUUAACGGCUAGUGAGCACUACGGGACUGACAACUGCAGCGUGUGGAUGUACCCUUGCUCAUCUGCAGUCACAGUGGCACAAUGGCUGGCUUUUCGUUCUGCUUAAUCUCUCGGCACCCAAAGAACAAUAACAGAUCCAGCAAAAUUUUAGGAUAGCAGUAGUUUUUCACUGUACCUCUAGUUUACUUUAAUUGUUUUCUGGUUAGAUCCAGAUAAACCCAUUACAAGUUUGCACUGCUGAAUCCCACAAAUUCUGUUAAGACAGGUGGGCCUAAAAAUAAAGCUAAUUAUUUAUUUACCUCUAUUUACCUCUUUAUUUUACUAGCUGCUGUUUAGAUUUAUAUAAAAACCUAUUUUGUCAGGCAUUUGUUCCUUUAAGAUUGUGAAUCAGUUCCUUUAAAACUUACAAAAAAUGUUUUCAACAACUGCAACUGCAAUAACGCUGGCGACUACCAUGGUAACCUACACACCUCUGACUGAGUAUGUGUGGUUGCUGGUUGUUGGCUUUAUCAUUGCCUUCAUCUUAGCCUUUUCCGUCGGUGCCAAUGAUGUUGCUAACUCAUUUGGUACAGCCGUGGGCUCUGGAGUGGUCACUUUGCGUCAGGCAUGUAUUCUAGCGACAGUGUUUGAGACCUUGGGGUCUGUGCUUCUUGGGGCCAAAGUGAGUGAAACUAUUCGCAAGGGAAUCAUUGAUGUGGGCAUGUACAACGGCUCUGAACAUGUGUUGAUGGCUGGAUCUGUCAGUGCAAUGGUUGGUUCUGCUGUGUGGCAGCUGGCUGCUUCCUUCCUUAAGCUCCCCAUCUCUGGAACACAUUGCAUUGUUGGUGCUACUAUCGGCUACUCGCUGGUUGCCAGAGGCCAGCAGGGCGUCAAGUGGCUUGAACUCCUACGUAUUGUUGGUUCCUGGUUCCUGAGUCCCCUGUUGUCUGGAAUAAUGUCAGCCAUUGUCUUCUAUUUUGUGCGCAGGUUCAUCUUACAGAAAGAAGACCCAGUACCCAAUGGAUUGAAGGCCCUGCCUGUCUUCUAUGCGAUGACAAUGGCGAUCAACUUGUUCUCCAUCAUGUUCACUGGUGCUCCGGUGCUGGGAUUUGACUUGAUACCUUGGUGGGGCAUCCUGCUCAUCUCAUUGGCCUGUGGUCUGCUGACCUCCAUUGUGGUUUGGUUUAUUGUCUGCCCUCGCCUAAAGAAGAAGAUUGAACGAGAUAUCAAGUCCAGUCCCACUGAAAGCCCUCUGAUGGAAAAGAAGGAGCUUGAAGAAACCCACUGUCCAAUCCUGAAGCAGGCAUCUACCACACCAGCUGCCAAUUACAACUCUGCUGACCCUCUUCCUGCCCCUGAGGAGCGCAGGGUGGCCUUCGACAUCGGAGACUCUGAUGAAGCCGACAGUAAUAAGGAACACAGGGUGGCAUUUGACAUCGGAGAUUCUGAUGACACAGACUGCAGCAAUUCAAAUGAUGCCCCCGCACAGGUUCAAACAAACAGUCAGGUCCAUUUUAGUAACCAAGCCCAAAGCAAUGGUGCCUCCACAAAUGCUCAAAAUCAGGUUCAAUUCAAAAAUCAUGUUCAGUUCAACAACAGACCUCCACAGCCACCAAGUAACGGUUAUAGCACGUACCACACAGUCCACACAGACUCAGCCCUCUACAAAGACCUACUGCACAAGCUCCACCUGGCCAAAAUGAGCGACUGCAUGGGAGAGGGAGGCGACAGACCUAUCCGGCGCAACAACAGCUACACCGCCUACACCAUGACCAUCAUUGGCAUGCAUGACAAGCAUAAAGAAGGGGACUUCCGUGCUUGUGAGGAUGGCAACAAGGCUCCAGGAUCAGGCAGUCAGGAGAGAAAGCGACUGCGUAUGGAUAGCUACACCAGCUACUGCAAUGCUGUGGCAGAGCACACAACUCCUGAAGGUCUGGUAGAGGGUGAUGUGAGGCUAGAAAUGGAGAUCAAGGAUACAGGUAGCAGCCAGAGCUCCCUGGAUGAUGAAAGGCCUGAAAAAGACAAACCAGAAGUCUCAGUCUUGUUCCAGUUCCUUCAAAUUCUUACUGCCUGCUUUGGAUCCUUUGCCCAUGGAGGAAAUGAUGUUAGUAAUGCCAUUGGACCUUUGGUAGCUCUGUGGUUGGUUUACAAAACAAGCAGCGUGGUCUCAAAUGAACCUACACCCAUUUGGUUACUGCUGUAUGGUGGCGUGGGUAUCUGUGCUGGACUCUGGGUAUGGGGUCGCCGGGUGAUUCAGACAAUGGGGAAAGACCUCACCCCCAUCACCCCCUCAAGUGGUUUUAGCAUCGAACUGGCCUCAGCCUUGACUGUCGUGGUUGCUUCUAACAUUGGCCUGCCUGUCUCCACCACCCACUGCAAGGUGGGCUCUGUGGUGGCAGUAGGAUGGCUGCGCUCAAAGAAGGCAGUAGACUGGCGUCUGUUCAGGAACAUCUUCAUGGCGUGGUUUGUGACGGUUCCCAUCUCUGGUCUGAUCAGUGCUGCUGUUAUGGCUAUCUUCGUCCACGUCAUCCUGUGAGCAUUCAGCUGCACCCCAAGCAUGGGGAGGAAGAAAAAAAACGCUCCGACACGCACUCGGAGAGAAAGGAGUGAAGUUUGAAGGCCAAAAUAUAUCGCUUACCUCUGGCCAACAACUUCGUAAGAAAAAGGAAAAAAAAAGUUAGAAAGGGUUUGGUGACAUGUGCCUGUGGUUCUUGGCUGCAUCAUUUUCAGACUAUAACUUGCUAUCUGUUCCAUUUGGGUCACAUAACUUGUAGUUGCGACCUUUUUAUUUCUUUGGCUUUCUUUUUCAUAUCUCGUCAUUCUGUAAAGAGUUAAACUUAAAUCAACUGUUUGUAAUAAUUCAUGUUUUUUUUUACUUUGCGGUUAUGUAUGAUCAUUAUAUACAGCCAUUUUGUUUUAUACAUUAGGCAGGAAUGAACAACUUAAACUGCAGUAUUAGCCUAUUACAGAUGUAACACUCGAGUCAUCACACUUGCUGGAAACUGAUUCAAGAAAAAUAAGAAGGCAGUAUUUAGGUGGAAGUGUUUCGCCGUUUUAGAGUAGAGUUUACAGCCCGUUUUCUUUCAGCUGACAAACUAUGACCCUGUGGGGUUUUUUGGGGGGGGGGUUAAGAGAUCAAAAUGUUUUUCAGCUGUUUGAGCAUGUUUUCCUACAGUGCUGGAUGACUACAGCUGAACAUUAUGAGGAAUACUACGUAAUUGUCAUAAGUCAUCACACUAGUAAGAAAUGGCACAGCCCAAAUUGGUAGUUGGUGAGUUAUUGCUCUGCGUCUCCAGGUUGGGACUUUCUGUUCUUGAUCAGUGCAGAAAUAAAAGAUCUGUUGAGAAAUAUCAUUGCUGAACGUCAGCUAGUGCAACAACAUGUUCCCAAACAUUACCUUAAGUCUCCUGUUAAAACUUGAUUUAAUCGUCCCUAAUGGUUAAUCGCUCUAGGUCGGCUUCAGCCUUGUUUUUGUAGUCCGCAUUAAGAUAUGCUUUUAUUCAGUUUGCCUGGACAACUAGGUUGCCCCGCCCUUCCUCUGGAUGAUACAUGAUGAGGAGCAGGAACCUGAAAACUGGAAGUUUGUGUGAUUGACUGCAGUAA
Molecule: messenger RNA, 3857 nt
Organism: Oreochromis niloticus (Nile tilapia)
Lineage: Eukaryota; Metazoa; Chordata; Actinopteri; Cichliformes; Cichlidae
Gene: slc20a1b
Product: solute carrier family 20 member 1b
Exons: 11
Coding region: 688-2790 (700 amino acids)
Biological process (GO): phosphate ion transmembrane transport
Cellular component (GO): membrane
Molecular function (GO): phosphate transmembrane transporter activity
Source: RefSeq, a predicted model, not a curated record